GGUCUACGUCCUUGUUGACUCGAAGACUUCUUCACACCUUCGAAAGCUUUACACUACAAACUAUAGCAACAUGUCUCCAGCAAUUGUCCUCGACCCUCCCGCAUCCGAUGCACUCCUUACUAAGACCUCACCUCAGGCUACCAAUGGCAUGACACGAACGACUAUCAAGACGCCGCUGCCAAACCCGUCAUUGCAGGUCACCGCCGAUCAUAAGUUGAAGCAACAAGAGGCACCAGUUUAUGCGCCGGCAAAGGGCGAGGUUCUACUGCACAUUAAAGCGACGGGCGUAUGCGGGUCCGACAUCCAUUUCUGGAGAACAGGAAGGAUAGGCUCGCUCGUCGUUGAGGGAGACUGCAUCCUUGGCCACGAAGCAGCAGGCAUCGUCCUACGAUGCGGUGAAGGCGUCACAAACCUUAGGCCUGGUGACCGCGUAGCAGUGGAGCCCGGUGUUCCCUGUGGCGACUGCUUCAUGUGCAUGGACGGCCGGUACAAUCUUUGCGAAGACGUGCAGUUCGCAGGCGUCUACCCAUACCACGGCACCAUCCAGCGCUACAAAUGCCACCCAGCAAAAUGGUGCCACAAACUGCCCUCGAACGUCUCCUUCGCCGAGGGCGCGCUUCUCGAGCCGUUGUCGGUUGUCAUGCAUGGCAUCAAAUCUGCUGGCUUGAGCUUAGGCAGGGGAGUAGUGAUUUGCGGAGCGGGCCCAAUUGGACUCAUUGCGCUUGCUGCCGCCAGGGCAUCUGGAGCACACCCCCUAGUCAUCACAGAUCUUGAGCCAAAGAGACUGGCGUUUGCAAAGCAGUUCGUCCCUUCCGCUUCCACAUACCAAGUUGAUCGAAACCUCGAUGCACAAGGGAAUGCCAAGAAGAUAAGAGAACUCUUCGAUUUCGAGAAUGUGGGCGAGUAUGGUGCUCCUGAGACGAUCCUGGAAUGCACGGGUGUGGAAAGCAGUGUGAUUACAGCUGCCUAUACGGCACGAAGGGGCGGCACAGUCAUGGUCAUUGGUGUAGGAAGAGACAUCAUGAACAACCUGCCGUUUAUGCAUUUAUCGCUUGCUGAGAUCAAUCUUAAAUUCAUCAACCGCUACCGCGACACCUGGCCCGCUGGCCUACAAUGCCUGUCGGGCGGGAUCCUAGAUUUGAAAGCUCUCGUCAGCCACACGUACCCGCUGGAGAAUGCGCUCGAUGCGCUGCAUACAUGUGGCGAUCUGAGUAAUGGCAGUAUCAAGGUGCAGAUUGUUGAUGAGCAGGAGAAUGUACUAUAACUUCAUGCAUCAAUGAUACCUCAACAAUUUAUGAUCAACUCCUAAUUAAAGCC
Messenger RNA from Cucurbitaria berberidis CBS 394.84, 1317 nucleotides. Its product is annotated as GroES-like protein. Gene Ontology annotation, molecular function: zinc ion binding; L-iditol 2-dehydrogenase (NAD+) activity. NCBI's taxonomy places the organism in Eukaryota, Fungi, Ascomycota, Dothideomycetes, Pleosporales, Cucurbitariaceae. Bases 71 to 1264 code for a protein of 397 amino acids. The record is from RefSeq and is a predicted model, not a curated record. The transcript is spliced from 4 exons. Gene Ontology annotation, biological process: D-sorbitol catabolic process.